CUCAGCUUCCCCUGCAACUCAGCCCUCGGCGCGCCAUGGGACGUGACAAGCAGCCCCAAGACUUCGAAGAGCACCAGAUCGCACGGCCCAUUGCCAGAGCUAAGUGGCUGCUGGAUCCAGAUGCUACGACGUCAGUGACUGAAGUCGUUGAUAUCACAGAGCCCAAAGACAUCCAUAGCAUCUUGGCCAACUUGGCCUCUGCGAGCUCCGAUGAAUUGCUGCAGCUGCACACCCUGAACGGAGCACUGAGGGAUGGUGGUCAUGACGCUGCAGAGGAUGCCUGCAGAUUGGGCGGCAUCCGGAUUUCCAUCGACAUGUUGAAGUCGAAGAGACCUGAGGUUCUGGAGAAAUCCCUGGAAGCCUUGUGGCUGCUGGUGGAUGAUCAUGACAGCUGUCAGGAAUUGAUUCAGAGGAACGGCCACCACGAAAUCUGGCGGAUCCUGAGACGACAUCGAAAUGACCAGUUGGCCAGCAAUGUCUUCAGAUUGAUGGCUGAAACUUUAUAUGGUGAAAGCCGGUCCUCCACCUUCUGGAAGGAUGGUCUGGACGGUCAUUUCCUGUCGGAAGCCCUUGAUUGGUCCAUCCAAGUGGCUCUCUCCAGCCACUCCAGCCAUACCUUGGGCUUUGUUUGCGACGUCGCAGCAUUGUGGCUACAGAGGUGCCCUACGGGCCUCGAAGCAGUGAAGGCGCUACUGCAUAACGUGCCAGCCCUGUUGCAGGCCAUGGCGGUGUGCCCCAACAAUGCCCUGCUGCAGCACGGUUGCCGCCUCUUGUGGGCCAUGGCAGAAGUCACCAGCAGGGCUCAGCAUGUGCAUGCGCGCUGCUGGCCGGAGUCCUUGGGGCAACCCACACUGAGGGCUUUGGAGGAGAUGAAACACAUGGACUUACCACCGCAGGUGAUGCACUACCAUGCCAUGGCAUUGUUGAUGGUGAAGCGAAUGAUGGUUGGCACUGAAGAUUCUGAAGCAAAGUCUUCGGCAUCGUUGGAUAGUAUGGAUUGAGGCGAAAAA
Messenger RNA from Cladocopium goreaui, 1010 nucleotides. The record is from the annotation of a GenBank genome assembly. NCBI's taxonomy places the organism in Eukaryota, Dinophyceae, Suessiales, Symbiodiniaceae.